Tarenaya hassleriana is the source of this 891-nucleotide messenger RNA. RefSeq lists its product as uncharacterized. The coding region runs from base 1 to 891 and encodes 296 amino acids. NCBI's taxonomy places the organism in Eukaryota, Viridiplantae, Streptophyta, Magnoliopsida, Brassicales, Cleomaceae. The record is from RefSeq and is a predicted model, not a curated record. The transcript has 2 exons.
AUGAACUCCGCACUCUCACCAUCGGAGAUCAAUCCGUCCACCGUCCACCAAUACUGCCAACGGAUCAAAAAGAUAUCAGAUCUUUUGACCAACCUCGAUGCAUCUGUAUCUGAGAGAGCUUUAGUUAUGCAUACACUUAAUGGCCUUUCUGACAAGUUCGAUAACAUUGUUAAUGUUAUUCAACACCAGAAACCUUUUCCAUCUUUUGAUGAAGCAAGAUCGAUGUUAUCCCUUGAAGAACAACGUCUUCUCCGACAUCGUCGUCCUGAGCCGACUCAUAGGGAUAAUGGCUCUGCCCCCACUGUCCUCUUCACCGGAUCUCAUCCAAAUCAAGCUACGAUGCAUUCACAACCAUCAUAUCAUCACCGCAACCGAUCACGAGGACGAGGAAAUAGAGGCAAUCGGGGGCAUCGCAAUAACGCUCAAAGCUGGAACGUCGGGUCUUCACCGACACAGUGGAAAUCACACCACCCGCCGUCAUCUUCGAUGCAAUGGAAUCCUCCACAUCCUAUUCACUCAUACAUGCCACCGUGGAAUCCCACAGGAUAUCCAUCACAUAUCCCUUGGCAGUCUCCUUAUGGUGGACCCUAUUCACCAUACCCAUAUAUCCCCAGUGGCAUCGUCGCUUCUUCUGGUUUCUCCUCUGGUGUCACAUCGCCAACACCGACCUCAUCGCCACAGACGGCUCUUGUGACUCAAACCCAACCUACAGUACCGGAUAAUGGCUCGAUACCCACUUCAUUUACACCUCCGCCAGGUCUUAUCCAAGCGUUUAAUGCGACGCACAUCUCUGAUCCCGCCGACGCAUCGUGGUACAUGGACACUGGUGCCACCACACACCUGACAUCGCAACCAGGAUCGACGAACACAAAUGGUACUGCUCCGAUGUGA